Molecule: messenger RNA, 712 nt
Organism: Malurus melanocephalus (red-backed fairy wren)
Lineage: Eukaryota; Metazoa; Chordata; Aves; Passeriformes; Maluridae
Exons: 3
Source: RefSeq, a predicted model, not a curated record
UGGUGGGGGGAGGGGCCGUUCUGGGAGGGGGCGGGGCUCCCGGUGCUGGGGGGAUGGGCGGCCCCUGUGCUGGAGCCCCGGGAGACCCCGCGGCUGCUGCGGGAAUUGGGCGUGGCCCGGCCCCUCCCCCCGCCCCUCCCCCACCUGAAACGCGCCCGGGCGGGGCCGGGGGGGCGGGGCCUGGAGGUGCUGCUGUGCCUGGACCCCCCCGACGGGGGCGUGGUUCCCAUCGAUUACAUCACUGUCGAUGACGUCAGCGGCGAUGACGUCACCGCCCCCGCCAUGGAUUACGUCAUCGAUUACGUCACGGCCACGCCCUGGCCCGGGAUGGGCACCAGUAAAACCAGUGUCCCCAGUGCCACCAGUGCCACCAGUAUGACAGAUCCCAGUGCCACCAGUAUGACCAGUGCCACUAAGGACUGCAAUGCCACCAGUGCCACCAACGUGACCAGUUCCAGUGACGCCAGGAGCUCCAGUGUCCCCAGUGUGACCAGUGUGACCAGUGUGACCAGUGUGACCAGUGUCCCCAGUAUGACCAGUAUGACCAGUGUCCCCAGUAUGACCAGUGUCCCCAGUGUGACCGCUUCCACCAAGGACUCCAUCACCACCGGUGCCUCCAGUCCCCCCAGUAUGACCAGUGCCUCCAGUUCCAGUGACACCAACGUCACCAGUAUGACCAGUUCCAGAGACUCCAGGGACUCCAGUCCCCCCA